AUGGGCUUCUCAAAGACGCAGAGGAUCUGUAUCCUCCUGGGCAUAGAUGCUGUCUUUUUCCUGAUUGAAUUGGUCGUCGGAUAUGCAGUGCAUUCUCUGGCCCUCGUGGCCGACUCGUUUCAUAUGUUAAACGAUGUCCUAUCUCUUUGCGUUGGGCUAUGGGCGGUCCGUGUCGCCAAUACCGGAAGCUCAAAAAUGUACACUUAUGGCUGGCAACGGGCCGAAACAUUGGGCGCUCUCGUCAAUGGAGUUUUUCUGGUUGCCCUUUGCCUCUCUAUCUUUCUGGAAGCAAUCCAGCGAUUCGUCGAACCACAGGUUGUUUCCAACCCUAGACUCGUGCUCAUUGUCGGUUGUAUGGGCCUUGCCUCAAACAUCCUCGGACUCUUCCUUUUCCAUGAACACGGCCAUGGCCACGGCGAGAAAGAGCAAUUGCACGAGGGGGAUCUGGUGAGAUCUGCCGAAGAAGGCCACGGCCAUCUCUACGAGGACAACGGCGAAACCCAGAAAGUUGUCGACGAACAUGGGAACAUCGAAGAUGUGCUGCCACAAUUCCGAGUGGGCAGCUUCCGAAGUCCGGUCCGUCGUGCAUUCACAAAAUCUGAUGAGGAGAACACAACUAUCUCGGUUCGAUCUUCGCACACCCCUACUCGUAAGUCGAUCGUUAAUGGCGAGAUCCAUCCCCGGCAUCGCCGUCGCACAUCAGGUUCGUUUGGUAGGGGCUUCGGCUCUGUCGACAACAUCCACAUCCAUCCAGCCUCAUUUCGUCAGGAUAUUAUCCAAGCUGCGCGGUUGGAGGUGCAGUCCGAAUCCGAAGCGUCAGAGGAAGAUGCGCUGUUGAUGGAGCCCGAGUCACCAGAGCGACAUCUUGACAGGUCCCCAGGCGGCCUCCAAUCACCGUCCAAGAACGACAAGCGAUUCAACGGUUAUGGGAGCAUCAACAAACGGAGGAGCGUUGACUAUAAUCACGCGGCACACUACCACAAUCAAGAACAAGACGGCUCAAAAGCCGGCCAAGGACAUGGUGGGCACGGCCACUCCCAUGAUCUGAACAUGCGCGGAGUCUUCCUCCACGUUAUGGGCGAUGCUCUCGGAAACAUUGGUGUAAUAGUGACUGCACUGAUCAUCUGGCUGGCUAAGUUCCCUGGACGCUAUUACUUCGAUCCAGCAAUCUCCCUUGUCAUCACGAUGAUCAUCCUAGCUAGCGCCAUCCCACUCUGCAGAGCAGCAGGGCGAAUCCUCCUGCAGGCGGUUCCUGUGGGCAUGUCAAUCGAUGAGAUCACAGCGGACAUUGAAUCGCUACCACGAGUCAUUGAAGCCCACCAUCUCCACGUUUGGCAGCUCAGUGACACCAAGCUCGUUGCGAGCUUGCACGUCAAGGUUGACUGCGAGAUUGACGGCACUGGAUCCGCCAGCUACAUGCAUCUAGCGCGGGAAAUUCGAGGCUGUCUACACGGCUACGGCAUCCACAGCUCAACCAUCCAGCCCGAGUUUGUGAAUGAGGUAGAUCCGCAUUCCGCCGAACCAGGGGCUGAUCCCGACGAGGGUGCCGGGAGCGGGCACCCGACUCCUAAGAACAACGCGAAUGCCAGCAAGACUGCGAGUCUUAGGAGUGAAGGACAACCAGCAUGUUUGCUCGAUUGCGGUGAUAUGUGCGCCGGGAGCAAGAUGUGCUGUCCUAAUGAUGGCAAGAACGGAAAGAAAUAA
This is a messenger RNA of Cladophialophora psammophila CBS 110553, 1704 nucleotides long. RefSeq lists its product as uncharacterized. Gene Ontology annotation, biological process: intracellular zinc ion homeostasis; zinc ion transmembrane transport. NCBI's taxonomy places the organism in Eukaryota, Fungi, Ascomycota, Eurotiomycetes, Chaetothyriales, Herpotrichiellaceae. The record is from RefSeq and is a predicted model, not a curated record. Gene Ontology annotation, molecular function: zinc ion transmembrane transporter activity. The coding region runs from base 1 to 1704 and encodes 567 amino acids. The transcript has 2 exons. Gene Ontology annotation, cellular component: membrane.